This is a messenger RNA of Heteronotia binoei (common prickly gecko), 2244 nucleotides long. RefSeq names its product exocyst complex component 3 like 1 (gene EXOC3L1). Gene Ontology annotation, cellular component: exocyst. NCBI's taxonomy places the organism in Eukaryota, Metazoa, Chordata, Lepidosauria, Squamata, Gekkonidae. Gene Ontology annotation, biological process: exocyst localization; exocytosis. The transcript has 12 exons. Gene Ontology annotation, molecular function: SNARE binding. Bases 14 to 2242 code for a protein of 742 amino acids. The record is from RefSeq and is a predicted model, not a curated record.
GGAAUGGCCGGAAAUGGAAAAGGCUGAAAAAUUAGCACGAGGCACUGCCUUAAAAUGGGCAUCGGGGAUAUUUUACCGACCAGAGCAACUGGAGGGCCUGGGCCUUUAUCGGAUCCGGGAGCUACAGCGCAACAGCUCCAUCCAAUCCCGCAUAAAGUCGACGGUGCAGUCUUACCUGGAGGGAAUGAACACGGGCUUGGGGCAGCUCCAUUCAGCCUUGGCAGAGGUUCAUCACAUGCAGCAAGCGCUGAAAAGCGUGCAGCAGGAAUUGGCUUCCAGCACAGACUCCUUUCAGAAGCUGCAGCCGCUACGGGAAGUGGCGCUGGAACAUGCCCAGCUAGGUUCGGUCGUCCGUACCCUGCCACGGCUUUUCUCAGUUCAUGAACUCCUUUCUGAGAGCUUCAACCUCUUGCAACAUCGGCAUCUGCUGGAAGCCCACGGGAGGCUCAUGGAGCUGGAGAGUUUGCGGGACAGCAUCCUGUCCCAACUGCACGACCACAACCUGCUCAGCCCUUCGUACCUGGCCAGCGUAGAGUCCUACUUUGGGGGCCUCCAGAAACUGAACGAGGCCUUGGCCCAGCAUCUGUGGAACAUAGUGGCCCAUGGGAUGCAACUGAUGUUCGAGGACCCGUCCCUCUUUGUUUCUGCCAUGCGCAUUAUUGAGCGAGAGGAGGGCAUCGAUGCCGCCCUGCUGCGGAGAUCCCAGGCCCCCGGUUUCCUCCCUCCAGGACGCCCAAAGGGCUGGCGUCAGAAGUUCUUCCAGGUGAUCCGGGACACCGUAGUGGCCACCCACUUCCAGACCAUACCCAGCGAGGCCCAGGGCCGGUCCAUCCCCAAACACUUGUCUUCCUUGCAAAGCACCAUCCUGGCCGAACUGUGCAUUGUAAAAGACCUCAUGGCCCAAUGUUGCCCGCCCCACUACAACAUCAUCUCGACCUUGACUGACAUGUAUCACCAAGGUCUCACCCACCACCUCCAUCAAAUCCUGGCUCAGGACCUGGACAAGCAGGAGAUCUUUGCUGUCCUCCAGUGGGUGCUCCAUGUCUACCCGAGUGCAGAAAUGAUGGCACACCCAAGCCUUCUCCCCGAAGUAGACAUUUCAUCCCUGGGCCCCGUCCUUGCUGCAGACACAGUAGAUUACCUGGAAGAAACAUAUGUCAUCAAGGUGCAGGCCAGCAUUUCUGAAUGGAUGCAGAAGACCCUGGAGAUGGAGUUUAAUGAGUGGUUCAGCGAAACGGAGCCAGAAUCAGACUACCAGGGCUGCUUCCAGACCACCUUGCCCAUCAUUGCCAUGAAGAUGCUAGAUGAGAACAUCCGAGUGGCCGCCCUCAUCUCCGACACCCUCCUACAGAAGGUGCACAGCAUGGCUCUGGCAGAGUUGGAGACCUUUCUGGGCAGCCUGACCGAGGCCCUGGUGGAAUUCGACAGAGAACACCAACGAGAGCCAGCCUCCUCCAAGCGCCAUGCCUCUUACCUGCUGUCCGCCAUCAACAACUGCUUGGCUCUUAGUGCUUCCGUCUCCACCCUCUGCACAGAAGGACUGUCGGCUUCAGAGCCCAGCAAGAUGCCGCCCUCGCUGAACGCAGCCUUGGAGAAGGCCCAGAAGAAGGCAUGUCGGCUGCUGCUGGAUGCGAUGCUAGAAGAUCUUCAGCCUCUGUUUGCACAGCUGCCCUCCCGUCAAUGGCUGUCCAACCCCCAGAUGAUGCGUAACAUAUGUGAGGUGAUCAACACCCACGUGAAAGGCUUCUGCCGGGCUCGCAGACCUUUCAGCAAGUAUCUCCUGUCAGAUUCUGAACACUUGGUCAUGAGCCAGUACGUGAAAGCCCUGCUGCAGAAGAAGAUGGUGUGCCGGAACACAGAGGAGAGGAAUCAGAUGGGCCGGCAGAUGUUGCAGGAUGCCUCUCAGCUGAAGGAGCUCUUCUGCAGCCUGGGCUUGGAGGAGAGCGAUCAGUCCCUCAAAGUGAUUGCUGAUCUACAGGAGCUGAUCAGCCUCAAGGAUCCCACCAUGCUUGAACUGGUAGUGCCGGGAUUUGUGACAAAAUACCCAGAUGUCAGCGAUGACCACAUUUCCAUGAUCCUGGAAGUGCGUGGUGACGUCUCUAAAGAAAUCCGCAACAACGUCCUGGAGAUAAUGGUGCAGAAUCCACAGGCCCUGCCAGAAAACCACCAGCCUAUCUUUAGUAACAUUCUGGUUCCUGCUCCAGAGCUGCCCUACUGCCUCGGCAAGCCCAAGUGUGCCUGAUA